AUGUCCACCCAAUACCGCAAAAUCGAACUCCAAUCCCCCGCAGACUUCACCUACCUCCAUACAAACACCAUCGCCGCCUCCCGCCAAAAACUCGAUCUCCAUCUGCCCCCAUCCGCCAACGCAGACGAUGAGCCGGAUCCCAUGCGCGAACGCGUAAAGGAUCUGGUUGACGAGUUCAUCACCAAAACCUUCACCACCGCCUCCGCCUCCAUCAGCAUCAACGGCCUCGAUGCCUCCUCGCCGCAAUUCCCCUUUCCCGCCGCCUUCACUCAACCCUCCGAGACGAUCGAGUACGAGGCCUACGACACCGAGCUUGCGGCGCGCGUGACCGCGCUGUACGCGCAGCUCGAGGCGCUGACCACGAGCGUGGCGCAGCUGCGGCGGGAGGCGCCCGCACGCGCGGCGAGGGCGUAUGCGGAGGGCCUGCGGAAGGCGAUUGAGGAGGACGAUGGCGAUGCCGACGACGAUGACGAGGAGGAUGAAUAUGAGGAGGAUGAAGAUAAGGAGGUUGGGGGCGGGGAUGUGCCCAUGCCUGACGUCGAGGCGGCGGAGGGAAACCAGGCCACGGGAUCUGGGGAGCGUCGGCAGCGCGCGCGGUCUGCGCGUUGGGAGUUGCGGGUUCCGCUUGGGUCGGAGCGCGAGACGGAGCGCUGGCGCGACGGAGGUAUGACGGCUGUUUACGAGGAUGCGUUGCGGGGGUUGCUGCGGCUGCAGGGCGAGGUUGGGGCUGGGGAAGGGGGUGAGGAUGGGGUAGAUGGGAAUGCGUUGGCCUCGACGCUAGGGAAGGCAGAACGGGCGGGACGCGCGGUGGAAGUCGUGGAGAAGAUGUGA
Aspergillus clavatus NRRL 1 is the source of this 831-nucleotide messenger RNA. RefSeq lists its product as uncharacterized. The record is from RefSeq and is a predicted model, not a curated record. Gene Ontology annotation, biological process: mitotic sister chromatid segregation. Gene Ontology annotation, cellular component: MIS12/MIND type complex; kinetochore. Bases 1 to 831 code for a protein of 276 amino acids. NCBI's taxonomy places the organism in Eukaryota, Fungi, Ascomycota, Eurotiomycetes, Eurotiales, Aspergillaceae. The transcript is spliced from 2 exons.